GCGGCGGCGGCGGCGAUCGAGCUCGCGGCGGGCGGACGGACGGUCGGGGUCGAGUCAGUGCGUUGUUGCGCACAGGAGUUGGGAACGCAGCUUCUCAAAAUGGCAGAUGACCUGGACUUCGAGACGGGAGAUGCGGGGGCUUCGGCCACCUUCCCCAUGCAGUGCUCCGCCCUGCGCAAGAACGGCUUCGUCGUGCUCAAGGGGCGGCCUUGCAAGAUCGUCGAGAUGUCCACCUCCAAGACCGGCAAGCACGGCCACGCCAAGGUGCACCUUGUUGGCAUCGAUAUCUUCACCGGGAAGAAAUACGAAGAUAUCUGCCCUUCCACCCACAACAUGGACGUCCCCAACAUCAAGCGGAAUGACUUUCAGCUGAUCGGCAUCCAGGACGGCUACCUGUCACUGCUCCAGGACAGCGGGGAGGUGCGGGAGGACCUGCGCCUUCCCGAGGGCGACCUGGGCAAGGAGAUCGAGCAGAAGUACGACUGCGGGGAGGAGAUCCUGAUCACGGUGCUCUCGGCCAUGACGGAGGAGGCGGCCGUCGCAAUCAAGGCCAUGGCCAAGUAACUGGCUCCCAGAAACAGGAACCUGAGGAUUCUGAUUCUGGCUAAGUGUCUCGCUCCCCCCGCCCGUCCCCAUCCGUGUCCCCACCCGCCCCUCCCUCCCAUCAUGGGCUGGGGGCUGCGGUCAGGUCCCUCUUCCUUGAGGGUCCUGCCUUUUCCCCCCAAGGGGUCACGUCUGGGCAGCAGGAAGGGGGGCCCCCCAGAGCAGGCCCCACCAGGUUGACUGAGGGGUGUGGGGGCCUGCCUGCCUGCUGGAUCCCCUCCCCACACUGCUCUGCCCCCCCCCCCCCCCAAUCCUUCCCCUCUUGCCCCCCUUUCCUCCCCACCCAACACAUUUGUUAAAUCAACCUCAAUAAAACUACAAGUUUAAUAUGA
Messenger RNA from Ornithorhynchus anatinus (platypus), 935 nucleotides. RefSeq names its product eukaryotic translation initiation factor 5A (gene EIF5A). Gene Ontology annotation, molecular function: ribosome binding; translation elongation factor activity; RNA binding. NCBI's taxonomy places the organism in Eukaryota, Metazoa, Chordata, Mammalia, Monotremata, Ornithorhynchidae. Gene Ontology annotation, biological process: positive regulation of translational elongation; positive regulation of translational termination. Bases 100 to 564 code for a protein of 154 amino acids. The transcript has 6 exons. The record is from RefSeq and is a predicted model, not a curated record.